AUGGCUCCCCCUAUGCAGAACGUUUGCAUUCCGAUGCAUUUGGAUGCCUUUGUCUUAUCUCCAAAACUCUGCGAUGCAUCACGUCAAUCAAAGAUUGCCCCAUACACCCAGCCAAACUACACUGCUUUGCGCCUCAAAAGCAAUCUUUUACAACAUGAUAUCCUUGAUCAGGUAGACUUCCAUAAUACUCAACCAGCCACCCGAAAUUCCAGGACUGCUGAUAUUGGAUCUUCGCCCCCAAACAAUCUGAACCUGCAUCGAAUGGGCGUGCAUCUUCAAUGGUCUCUUCCUCGAUGCUAUCGCACGGCUGCCGCUACUGGACGAACAACGAGUAGUUCCAAAGGUGGAACGACUGCGGACCCAGCGCAGCCUACGUUUCGCAAGAUUCCCAAUCGGUGGUUAAUCACCAGGCAUCUAAAAACACCAACUAAUCCUCCUCCUGGGGUCAAUCUCUUCCAAAGUUGGGUCGUUGAGAGCGAUGUUGUUCGAAAGAUCAAGGAGAUUCCCGCCGACGAGGACUUGGAGAGCAGUGUGUCGCCCUUUGUCUCUUACGCCGGAGGUGAUCCUAAAGCUCCUAAAUCGAGUGACCCGGCGUCCAACCCAAAUGUGCUAAACGAACAAACGGAAGUUUUCCUGGGCCGGAAAUUCGAUCUUCAGAACUGGCCUGGUACUGAUCCGAGGAACUAUCUUCCCGGUGGCCUGACCGUCAUGAGUUCUUCAAAUCCAUACUUUGCUGACAACGCUCUUCACAAUGCCAACGUGCUCUCUAUCAUUGACAACUUUUCUUACCCACGAAACACCAAUGACUCAAAUCCGAGGGACGACAACUUCAGUUACUUGAGUAAGGCCACCUGUGAUUACUUUGUAAUUGGAUGGCACAGCGACCCCAAUGACGACCCAUUCAACAUCAAGCUGGAUCACUUAAGUACCUCUAAUCUGAGUACUCGAGUUUCCGACCUCAUGAUGCAACUGAGUCCCAAUGAAGCAGGGGAUGCUGGCAAGUUCAAAAACUUGCAAGAUCAAACAAGAUGUCUUGUUCAUGGCGCCAUUUACGACGUCAGCUAUGAUUUUAACAAUCUGCCUGCUCAAAGUGUUGCAGAAGAUGGUGCAAACCUCUUCAAGCCAGAGGCCAAAUCUAAAAUAGAGCCCUUGUCAAUCGGAACGACUGCUCUUGAUAGUAUUUUGACUUUUCUGGAUGCCCAUCAACAUGACUCGGACCAAGCCAGCCCAUUUGGCCCGGGGGGUGCCUCUCUGGCUCAUCAAGUAGUGGAGCUUUCUCAGCUGCUUUAUGCGGCCGGUGAUCAGUAUGAUUCUCGUGUCCAGGCACAAGACAUGAUUUCUCAGCAGAAUUUCUCAAAGACUGAUGGUGGCUCUGUUUGGAGCUACUCCAAAGGUGCUCAAAGCCAAGGCGCGCAACAACCUUUGACAAAUAGUGGCCAACCAAAUAUUCCAUCAAAAGAUGAGAAAACGGUAUUGGAACAGCUGAAUCAAAAGCAGUUGGUACUAGACAUAGCGACUAGAAAACUGUCAUGGCUACAGUGGUCGCUUUUCGCUGAAUGGUUCAAGUACAAGAGCCAGUUCAUCCCCACUGUUGGCCGCCCAGCUGUGCUGCAAGCUUAUGCAGAUGCAGUAAAGCCGAUAAAGGAUAGUAUCAAUGGCGCCACAAACCCAGAUGGAACAGUUGUCACGGGCCUCAAGAGUUUCAUCACGUCGCUGAACAAUGAUAUAUCCGAUCUAAAAGGUAAGGUCGAUUGCAAGUCGUCUGCACGAGAACCGUAUCGACUGCGAUCUGAUCCUACGCUUUCUAUUGUGGGUUUGGACUCUGGCUGGCCGGUAGAUAUCUUGGAUACUCUGCAGGUCCUGCUAGAUGAGGAGCUGUUGAAUGAUAUCUCUACGGCCAAAACUAUCUUUGGAACAUUGAAAAAUCCUGUCCCUCAGGAUAACGGACUUAAUGUUACUGCUGCCAAGUUACUUGCUGAAUGCAUGGCAAGCACCAACAUGGGAACCACCAAUGGCAAAACCGGCACUCCAAAGAUCACAGGCUUUCAGUCUUGGGGUAACCGCAAUCCCUUUGCUCCCCUGUUCAUUGAAUGGGAAGGGCUCUACUACCAUAUCGACAAAGAAUUAUGGGAUGUACAACUUCGCCCGAGUCCAGUUGGGCAUCCGAUCUCCCAGGUCCGAUAUGUUCCAGGGCAAGCGUUGUUGACAGCAGAUGGGGCAAGUCAGGCAGACUUUCGUACCCUCAAUGGAAGAGUCAUGGUCUUGCCGCAGCCAACACUGAACCUAGAGACAAUGGUCGCUCAGGUGCUUCAGAACAAAUCCAAUGUACUUCCUCCAGACAUUGACGCUUCUGCUUUGCAGCAGCAAAUCCGCAAGAUCAAGUUCUUGUCUGCACCGUUGUCUGGCUUAACAAAUCAUCUCGUCACAACAGUUCAAGGAGCACAUGUGAAACCUAAUGUCAGGGUACAAGGUCAAAACGUGAUUCCCUUGACUGCGGCAGAUGCUACUGAAAUUGGUAUCGACGUCCCAACUUUGGCCCUGAUGGAAGAUCAAAGCGCGCUGACGCCAUAUGGUUCACUGAUGGAAUUUGCACUGAAUGAUUAUCCAAACAACCCAUUCAAACUUGUUACGCAUGGACAGAUGGUGCUUACAAAACUCAACAUCAUCGAUAAGUUUGGACAAGCCAUCACUAUGCCUGAUCUCAAUCGACGACUCGUCAACCAGCCAAAACCUCCAGAUGCAAAGAUUUACCCAAGCUUGAGCGACUACUUGGCACCAGAUAUUAUCGAAGUUGACGAUGGGAGCGGAGGCAAGAAGAAGGUUUUGAACACACUGUUUCCAACUCCAGAUCCAGUUGUUGAAGGCUCGUGGCCAGUUUCUCAGUUCAUCCAAUUGACCCCAGCCAUCAAUCAGGAUGCAAGGAUCAAUGGUGUUUUUCUGACGCAAGACACAAUCGCAUCAAAUAAAUAUUCUGCGUGGAGAGAAGCUACAGAUUUUGAGAAUCCAAUCUGGGGCUGGCUGGUGGUCAACUAUGCCGAUAACGGCCUGCAGUUCUUCCUCAGUGAUGGUACCUUUUACCGCGAGAUCCGCAAGGGCGGAGUCAAUGGCACCAACGUUUCAGCCAAGUGGCUUCCCUACGCGGCACCCAAAGGCAGUCUUGUUCCGAGUGACGCAGGGACAUACCAGCUCAGUAAGCUACUUGACCAGCUUUCCCCAGAGGUCGAUACAGAUGGUACAUACCUACAGGCUUUCUUUGACAUGAUCAACGGAGCAAUCCAAAACAUGCCCUUUCCCCCAUCAAGCUAUUCUGCCUACGCCAAUGCUAUCGUCGGCAAACCGCUGGCCCUGGUAAACGCUGGUUGGAGCAUAGAACUCGCACAACCGCCGCUAGAGCCUCAGUUUGAUUCCAUCUCCAGCAGACCCGACACCUGGAAAGGGGAGCUUGAGAGAUAUGGAUUUAAGCUGAAGAUUGGCGAUGCAGCUCGUAAUUUUGACGGCGUUGUCGGUUACUUCCUAUCAUCCAAUGCAGCUGCACCAGGGUCUAACGGUAAUAUCCCAGAUCCACAGCCGGUCACGGAGUGGGAUACGCUGUUCACAUACUUCCCACCAGAAGGGAAGUCACAAAAGGGAGUUCAGGGUAUUUACCCAGAUAACUACCCUGUUCUGAACCCAUAUUACCUGCAUCCCGAACCGGAGAAGACGGCCAACAUUGUCGAGGCCAAGAACAGGAAAUAUCUUGUCACUUCGCUCUUGGUAGAUCCGUACACGCCUAUUCACGGAUAUUCGCCGACUCUUCCUACCAAGUCACUAACAUUACCAGACUGGGCGGUCAAGGUGGCUAUGGACAAGAUGCAUGCCUUCUUCCAUCUUGGACCAUCACUUGUCACGGAUGAUGUCCCUCUCACAUAUUCAGAGGCGAAUGCAAUCAACCCUGACAAAACACCAAAGAAUGCUGUUGGCUUGCCUGUAUCGGGAAGCAAAGGUACUUGGACGUGGUUGCAGCCUUAUGCGCAGGAUGGGUUUGCUGAUGAUGGGACUGAGUUGCCGGCUGAGUAUGCAACUAUGGGGGUGAAUGUAGAUGUUGGUUCGGUGAAGUUUAAGCCGGCGCCGUAUACAUUAUUGGAAGGGUACUUGCAAUUAAUGGGCAAGUUGGACAACACAGGGGGCAAAUAA
Fusarium odoratissimum NRRL 54006 is the source of this 4173-nucleotide messenger RNA. RefSeq lists its product as uncharacterized. Lineage: Eukaryota; Fungi; Ascomycota; Sordariomycetes; Hypocreales; Nectriaceae. The transcript has 2 exons. The record is from RefSeq and is a predicted model, not a curated record. Bases 1 to 4173 code for a protein of 1390 amino acids.